UUUUAGAAUGUUCAACUGAUUUAUAGGAGUGAGAGUAAAUGACUGGACUAAAACCUAAACUAGAGUAAAUCUCCAAUGUCAAAGGUAUUUUGAAAAUGCAAGUAACACUCAGCACAGCGAAUUACUCACUAAGUCUGAAGUUAAAAUUUAAACAAUGCUGGACAAGGAUUAAACAUUUGCAAUACAAGGAUAUAGUUAUCUACAUGUACCAACCAGCUGAUCCGUCCAGUUUGGGAAUUAUACGAUUUUUAUUUGGUUUGCUAAUGUUAAUAGAUUUGUCAGAAGAAAGGGGAGGAUCAAUUAUCGAUUUGAGAUGGGGCCAUCCAAAUGAUUGCCACUUUCCAUUAUUCCCGAUAUUAAAAAAUCCCGGAUAUCAAUGCAUCAGUUUGCUGUAUUUAUUAAUGUGGUUAGGAGCUGCUGGAAUAAUGCUUGGAUAUAAAUUUCAAAUAAGCACUAUAUUGUUUGGAGUUCCUUAUUGGUACCUAUUUUUACUGGACAAAUCAUUGUGGAACAAUCACAGUUACCUGUUUGGACUAAUAUCCAUUUUACUAAUGGGGUCUUCUGCCAAUCAGUAUUUCUCUUUAGAUGGAUACUUGGAUAAGUCUUUGAAAAAUAGAGACGUGCCAUAUUGGAAUUAUUUUAUAUUAAAAUAUCAGUUUUUUUUGCUUUAUUUUCUGGCUGGUUUGAAAAAAAUGAAUAUGGAAUGGUUGGAUGGUUACGCUAUGGCUAAUCUUGGAGAACAUUGGAUUUUUACCCCAUUCAGUUUGGUUUUGUAUCCAGAACAGAUUGCAUAUUUUAUUGUCCACUGGUUUGGGUUUUUAUUGGACUUAACAAUAGGAUUUUGGAUGCUUAUAGAUGUUACGAGACCAGUUGCAUUCCUAUUUUGUGCUAGUUUUCACUUAAUGAAUUCCCGACUAUUCAGUAUAGGCAUGUUUCCAUAUGUUUGUUUAGCAACAAUGCCCUUAUUCUGCGAAGAAACAUGGCCCAAAAAGAUUAUGUCGUUUUUUACCAACAAAAAUUUGGAUUCGUUAACAAGCAAUAAUUGUGUAUAUCAAUUAAAAGGAAAGAAAGAUCCCCCAGAAUACAACACAAGAAUUACUUGGCAGCACAAACUGGUAGUAGGCCUCGUAUUGUCCCAUUGUAGUUUACAGUUGUUUUUACCGUAUUCUCAUUUUAUAACUAAGGGAUAUAACAACUGGACUAAUGGUUUGUAUGGGUACUCAUGGGAUAUGAUGGUUCAUUCAUGGGAUACUGUUAUAAUCAUAAAAGUUGUGGACAACGAAAAUCAAAGGGAACACUUUGUAGAUCCACAAGCGUUAACAGAUGGAACUCGAUGGGGAACACAUGCUGACAUGUGUGUUCAGUAUGCUCAAUGUUUAAAAAGAAACAUAAUACCUAACAUUGAUAGCUUGGACACAAAUUACAAACCGAAAGAGAGCCUUUCGUCUAAUAUAUCCGUCUACAUAGAUGUCUGGUGUUCGUUAAAUAAGCGAUUUACACAAAGGAUGUAUAAUCCAAACUAUGAUCUACUUAAAGCCAAUUGGUCACCGUUUCAACCUGUAGAAUGGUUACUGCCUUUAUUGACCGAAUACAACAACUUUCGGGAACAGAUGGAUAAAAUCAGCGAAGAAGUUUAUUCUUGGUCUCCCACGAGUGAUGUCAUGUUUGUGGCUGAUUUUCCAGGAUUUACGUUGGAAAACUUUAUCAAAGACGAUGUAGAGAAUGCUACGUUAACUGUACUUGAAGGAACAAUCGUGUAUGAGAUAGAAAGUACUGACACCCUUCAGUCAGAAGGAAUAACUUUGCACAAAGACCAAAGUACACCUGUUGAAAUAGAUGCUUUCCACAAAAUCCAUACUAUAAGUAAUACUCCUUCUCGUCUUAUGUAUACAUUUUCAAAGAAAGAUAAUAAUAUAUCUGAAACAGAAGCGGCAUUUGCUCCAUUUCCACUUAUUGAAAAUAUGUCGGAGAUAAUACAGUCAGCUUUAAUAAUGUGGACACAUAUUAAAAACUCAGUUUUAAAUAUUUUCUUUGGAACACCAUAUACAUUAAGAUCACGAAUAUAAGGCAUAAUAGAU
Molecule: messenger RNA, 2078 nt
Organism: Diabrotica virgifera virgifera (western corn rootworm)
Lineage: Eukaryota; Metazoa; Arthropoda; Insecta; Coleoptera; Chrysomelidae
Product: vitamin K-dependent gamma-carboxylase
Exons: 10
Coding region: 96-2066 (656 amino acids)
Biological process (GO): peptidyl-glutamic acid carboxylation
Molecular function (GO): vitamin binding; gamma-glutamyl carboxylase activity
Source: RefSeq, a predicted model, not a curated record